Messenger RNA from Xiphophorus couchianus (Monterrey platyfish), 3282 nucleotides. RefSeq names its product solute carrier family 34 member 2a (gene slc34a2a). Gene Ontology annotation, cellular component: brush border; vesicle; apical plasma membrane. Bases 112 to 2076 code for a protein of 654 amino acids. The transcript has 13 exons. Lineage: Eukaryota; Metazoa; Chordata; Actinopteri; Cyprinodontiformes; Poeciliidae. Gene Ontology annotation, biological process: sodium-dependent phosphate transport; intracellular phosphate ion homeostasis. Gene Ontology annotation, molecular function: sodium:phosphate symporter activity. The record is from RefSeq and is a predicted model, not a curated record.
GUGUUCCAGGAGGAAUGUGAGGGCAAUCAUCACAUCUUCUUCUGAUGCCUCAUUUGUAAAGAGGCAGCAUUUCUAAACGUGCAGUGCAGGUGAAAUUGCCACCAAAGAAGCAUGGAUUCCCUCGGCGUGCCACAGUCAACUGACACACAGAACAACACUAAGGACAACCAAGAUGAGAAAUAUGAAAAGAAAACUAAAGAUGUCAAAGCGAGCCCUGCACACUCUACUCUGGCUUUGGUGGAGCAGGACUCAGAGGACCCUUGGGAUCUUCCUGAGCUGAAAGACACAGGGACCCCAUGGUCAGAGCUGGAUACCAAGGGUAAAGUGCUGAGAGUGCUGGUUUCAGUGAUGAAGUUCAUCAUCCUGCUGGGCCUCCUUUACGUGUUUAUCUGCUCCCUCGACAUCCUCAGCUCAGCCUUCCAGCUGGUUGGAGGCAGAGCAGCAGGCGAUAUCUUUCAGGAGAACUCCAUUUUGUCUAACCCUCUGGCUGGUUUGGUCAUUGGCGUUCUUGUCACCCUGCUCGUCCAAAGCUCAUCCACCUCCUCCUCUAUAGUUGUCAGCAUGGUCUCCUCAGGCAUACUCACAGUCCAGGUGGCUGUUCCCAUCAUCAUGGGCACCAACAUCGGCACUUCUGUUACAAACACCCUGGUCGCCAUGACGCAGGCUGCUGACCGCAAUACGUUUCGCAGGGCUUUUGCGGGGGCUACCGUGCACGACUUCUUUAACUGGCUCUCUGUUCUGGUGCUGCUGCCUCUGGAAGUGGCCAGCGGUUAUUUGUACCGUGUGACCGAGCUCAUCGUCAACUCCUUUCAGAUCGAGAGCGGAGAGGCGCCAGACCUGUUGAACGUUAUCACUGAUGUCCUCACAGAGGCCAUCAUACAGCUGGAUCAAUCUGUCUUAGAUGGACUUGCCACUGGAGACUCAGAUGCCAGGAAUAAAAGCAUGAUCAGGAUAUGGUGCCAAACUGCAAACGAAACUGUCUUGCAGAACUUCACAGUUCCUGGUAUACAGAACUGCACCUUUCCAACUCUCUGCUGGGUUGAGGGCAACUAUACUGUAAUAGUGAAAAACGUGUCUGUAUUGUCCAACAUAAAGAAAUGUAAUCACCUCUUUGUGAAUGUGAACCUGUCUGAUCUGGCUGUGGGUCUCAUCCUGCUGGCUCUCUCUCUGCUGGUUCUCUGUUCCUGUCUGGUCUGCAUUGUGAAGUUGCUUAACUCCAUGCUGAAGGGACAAGUGGCUUCAGUCAUCAAAAAAAUCCUCAACACCGAUUUCCCGUUUCCGUUUGGCUGGGUAACCGGUUACAUCGCCAUCGUAGUCGGAGCUGGAAUGACUUUCAUUGUGCAGAGCAGUUCAGUGUUCACAUCAGCCAUCACUCCUCUUGUUGGUAUUGGUGUCAUCAGCAUAGAGAGGGCAUAUCCACUGUCUUUGGGCUCAAACAUUGGCACCACCACCACAGCCAUUCUGGCAGCCAUGGCUAGUCCUGGAGACAGACUGGCGAAUGCUCUACAGAUUGCCCUUGUCCACUUCCUGUUCAACAUCUCUGGAAUCAUUUUGUGGUAUCCAAUUCCCUUCACUCGUGUCCCCAUCCGGAUGGCUAAAAGUCUUGGAAACAUCACCGCCAGCUACCGCUGGUUUGCUGCAGUGUACAUCAUCCUCUGUUUCUUCGUGUUACCCCUCUUAGUAUUCAGCCUGUCACUGGCCGGUUGGCAGGUCCUUGUGGGUGUGGGUGUACCUUUAGUUGUCCUGUUGAUCAUCGUGGUGGUGAUCAACGUGCUGCAGAAAAGGAAACCUGGAUGUCUGCCUGCGAGAUUGCGAUCCUGGGACUUCCUCCCUCUCUGGGCCCACUCCCUGGAUCCCUGGGAUAAAGUGGUUGUAGCAUUCACAGCCAAAUGCUGCUGCUGCUGCAAAUGCUGCCAAGUUUCAAAUGAUGAUCAGGAACAUGAAGUACAAGAAUCUGUAGAGCAGAACACAGAAAUACACAAAGCAGUGUACGAUAAUCUAGUGAUGGCUGUAGAGAAAGAAGUAGAAGAUGAGAUAAAGAUAGAACUAAAUAUUUUAAAAGUAGCAAAACUUUGAGAUGUAAUAUUUAUUUUGUAUGUGAUUUUGUUUGUAUGAUUUGUAGAGGAACAGUGGUCAUUGCACAUGAACAAACAGAAAUAAAAAUAUUUAUAUACAUAUAAGUGAAAAAUAAUAAGAAAAACAAUAAACACUGUGACGUGUUGAUGGUUGUGGUUCAUCGAAGUAGUGAAUUCAUUAGGAUUCCACUUUUGUUUUAUUAGACAGAUUGCAGAUGCAAUGCAUCCCAUGUCAGUCAGUAUGCUACUCCGGUUAUAACUUUUACCCGACUGAUUUCACUUUUACGUUUUUGAAGUUCGGUUGUAUGAAAACAUACAACACGAUGUGUCUUACUAGACACAGAUCUGAUCAAUGUCAUUUUGCAGAAUCAGAGGUUUCCUGGGCUGAUGUCAGGGAGAAGUCAGUGCCAAAUGGGAAUUUCUAACUUUUUUUGAAGAAACCGUUAGCCGUUGCAAAUAAUAUUACAUCAACUUAUGCACCCCUGUCACUGACACUUUACUUGACGUCUGUAAUUCUUUUUCAGAAAGGUUCCAUGCAAAACAGGUCCUAUAAGAGCAAGAAUAAUUGCAACAAUAAUUCCUGCAUGCCCUUGCUUUGUGUUUAAAGGGAAGAGGCUUUAGACAUCUUUUUCCACACCUGGAAUUGCACACUUAGCUAAUCUUUAUUUAUAAUCAAAGUAGCUACAUAAAUCUAACCUAUGUCUUAACAUGCUGUUAAAUUGUGAAAUUUCCAAAAUGUGCCAUGAGCUUUUUCUAUAUGCAGGCUGUGCAAUGUGUUAAACUGCAAAAACAUGUGGAAAAUACUAAAUAGAUAAAUAAGUGUAAAGUUUUUCACAUAUCUGUUAGUUUUUUUGUAUGUUUUUAUAUACUUUUAUUUUACUGUGAAUAGACAAUAGACAGAGAUCAUUUACAUAUCAUUGUAAGGUGUUAAUAAUUUAGCAAUUGAAAAGAUAGAUUAUUUUCUAUUAACCCAAUCUAACAAUGCACAAUUAUUGUAUUCAAAGAAUAUAGAAACUAAGUUUGGAUGACUUUACAUCUAAUUAAACUUUUUAUAUGUUUAUUAUUUAAUUUAAAGCCAUGUAUUGUGAACAAUUGUAUGAAAUAUUUAUAAACCCAAAAUAACGCUAUAUAAAUGAUUGAUGGGGGAAGUUCAGUAACUGUCUUGCUGAAAUCAUCAGUUCAUCAUUAAAACAUUUCCUGAACACUA